Chara braunii is the source of this 824-nucleotide messenger RNA. The record is from the annotation of a GenBank genome assembly. Lineage: Eukaryota; Viridiplantae; Streptophyta; Charophyceae; Charales; Characeae.
CUGGAGGUCUUCGAUGGUGAAUUGGGAGGGGUCGAGAGAGGCAGUGUCGAAGUCGUCAUCGGAGGUGGGUUGAGUGGUGUCGUUAUGGAAAAAGAGGGGGCGGGAGGGAGCGGACGCGGACUGGUGAUGGGGGUGGAGUCGUCGAUCGUGGUGAAGCAUGCGAGAAAGGAGGUCAGCAAGGGGCAUGUCGGGUUUGUGGGCGAGGGCGGUGGCAAGAUCUUUGUGGCAUACUCGCUUGAUGCGGGAGAUGAACGCAAAGUCGGGAAUGAYGGUGGURGGGAGGUGAUGGCGGAGGGAGCGGAUGUAUURGACGAAGCGGUCWGUGGGACCGGUUUGGCGGAGGUGGCAGAAUUGUUYGAGGUAGUCAUCAAUGGUUUUCUGGGGGCGGAAGGUGGCAGCGAGAAGUUUGGCCCAUUGGAGGAAGGAGUGACGUGGUCCUCCAGAGGCUCGGCGGUUGCUGACUUCAGCCAUCCACCAUUUGGCGGCAUUGCCGAGGAGGCGGGAGGUGGCAAUGGGGAGCCAGUGGGCAAGGGGCAUGUGGUGGAGGUGAAAAGAGUUCUGGAGCUGGGCGGUGUGCUGGAUGAGCCGGAUGAGGGAGGAGGUGGAGGGAACGGGACGAUGGUGGAGGUUGAAGGGUUGAUGGAUGUGGUGGUAGAGGUGGUAGGAGUAGAGGAGGUCGGCAGGGGGGUGUUGCUGGAGGCAGCUGUGGAGGAGGGAGUGGUUUGCACUGUGGAGGUUGGAGUGGUUUGCGCUGUGGAGGAGGGAGUGGUUUGCGCGGUGGUGACGACCGUGAUGGAGGGGAUGGUCCCUUCGAUUGUGGUGAC